Molecule: messenger RNA, 852 nt
Organism: Adineta steineri
Lineage: Eukaryota; Metazoa; Rotifera; Eurotatoria; Adinetida; Adinetidae
Source: the annotation of a GenBank genome assembly
AUGGAAAGUAAUAAAAGUCGAGAUAUAAAUAUUAGUUAUCCAAUAAAUCAAACAUCAGCUAGACCAAAUUAUACAGAUUUAGUACCAGCUAUAAUACAUCAUAUUGUUAUUGGUGAUAUUGAUAUAAGUAAUCAUCCAACAUGGACAACGUCAAGAGAUGCUUGUCUAAAAUUACAUCCAGAUUAUGAAUAUAAAUUUUGGAAUGAUUCACUAGCCGAAGAACUUAUUCGAAAAGAAUAUUCAUGGUUUUUGGAAACAUGGAAAAGUUAUCGCUAUCCAAUACAACGUGCAGAUAGUUUACGUUAUCUUGUUCUCUAUCAUUAUGGAGGAAUAUUUCUUGAUAUGGAUCUUCAUUGUCGUCGUUCAUUAGGACCACUUCGUCGUUUUGAUUUUAUUUCACCAGCUGCUUAUCCUGUUGGAAUAUCAAAUGGUUUUCUUAUGGCUUCAGCUCAUCAUCCAUUUAUUAAAGUUCUCGUUGAUCAAUUACCUUUGUUUAAUCGAAAUUUUAUUUUUCCUUACGCAACAGUAAUGUUUUCAACUGGCUGUAUGUAUAUAUCAGCACAAUAUUCACUUUAUAAUGAUCAUUGUCGUCUACGACUCUUAGAUUAUAAACAACAUCGUCUAAGUGGUCAUGUAUCUACACCAUUAUUUCAUCAUUAUGGUAGUAGUAGUUGGCAUUCAGGAGAUGCAUCAUUUAUUAAACAAGCAGAUUAUCUUAUAAAUCGUCUGAUUUAUCAUCAACAAUUAUUUUUUAUUCAUAUCUUCGUAUUCAUUAUUAUUAUUAUUUAUGUAUUAUAUCGUCGACGAAGAACAAAAAAAGAAGAAAAACUAGAGUAUAUUUUGUUAACAUAA